This is a messenger RNA of Striga asiatica, 1644 nucleotides long. NCBI's taxonomy places the organism in Eukaryota, Viridiplantae, Streptophyta, Magnoliopsida, Lamiales, Orobanchaceae. The record is from the annotation of a GenBank genome assembly.
AUGCGCGGCUUCAGUGCGCGUGCGGACGGCAGCGAGGGUCGGGAUGAAGGGAAGGAGACGAAGGAAAAAUGGUUGCUUUUGCUUGGGGAUAUUUUGAAAUCUGACAUUAAGAGAAAUGUGUUGAAAUCUGGGCAAUUUGAGGAGUGGUUAAGAGGAUCUUUUGGGGGGUUUUAUGAACCUAGAGAGAGGAGGUCUUCAAGUCCCCUGAGUGAGAGGGCCAAGUCAGGGUCUAGUAAGGCUAGAGCAACUGUAGGAGGGGAGAUGCAGCCCAGGGUUACACCUGGUAUCAUUGAGCCCCAGCAGUUUGCAGAGCCUGUGAUGGGAGGGAGUGACAAAUCCAAAGGGGUAGAACAGGGUAGUAAGAGUUUAGAGGUAGUUAGUAGCAACAAUGAGUUGGAAAGUUCAAAGGGCAAGGAUAUGGGUGAUAAAAAGCUAGCUUCUAGUUCUUUUGUACCUAUGGACCUUGAUGGUUCCAAGGCACAGGAAUUGGAUUUUAGUAACCUUGUUAAUGUCCCUGUUGGCCAAAUUCAACAACAGGUCCCUGUUUCUAAGAGCCAGAAGUCUUUUGUUAGAAUUACUAAGAGCAAAAUUGAUCCAGGUGUUGAACAAGGAGUAGGGUUGACUGGUCUGUCAACCAGUGCUACAUCCCUACAUACUGGUGAUGAUAGGGUAAGGAGACAAACUAGGGAGAUGGCUUCAGAAGUUCAUAGAUGGCAAUACUCUGGGAUGAAAUCUUUUGACGAAGAAUUGAAGGUGGAACUAUGGAUCCAAAUCCAUAAACUACCACUGCAUUGGAUAUUUGAGGAAACAGGAAAAAAGAUUGGGCGCAUUUUUGAUGAGGUUCUUGAUGUUGUGAUACCGGGGGAUGCAGGUUACAAUAGGAACAUGGUCAGAAUUCUUGUGGCACUAAAUUUAUUGGAACCUAUCCCCAGAGGCACAAAAAUAAAGUUGGGCAAGGAGGAGCAGUGGGUGGAAUUCAGGUAUGAACACCUCCUCACUUUUUGCUUUUACUGUGGGUGCAUAGGUCACCAUGAUAGAAUAUGUGAAGUGAAGAAAUCUGACAUUAAGAGAAAGUUGAAAUCUGGGCAAUUUAGAGAGUGGUUAAGGGGAUCUUUUGGGGGGUUUUCUGAACCUAGAGAGAGGAAUUCUUCAAGUCCCCUGAGUGAGAGGGCCAAGUUAGAGUCUAGUAAGGCUAGAGCAACUGUGGGAGGGGAGAUGCAGCCUAGGGUUACACCUGGUAUCAUUGAGCCCCAGCAGUUUGCAGAGCCUGUGAUGGGAGGGAGUGACAAAUCCAAAGGGGUAGAAGAGGGUAGUAAGAGUUUAGAGGUAGUUAGUAGCAACAAUGAGUUGGAAAGUUCAAAGGGCAAGGAUAUGGGUGAUAAAAAGCUAGCUUCUAGUUCUUUGGUACCUAUGGACCUUAAUGGUUCCAAGGCACAGGAAUUGGAUUUUAGUAACCUUGUUAAUGUCCCUGUUGGCCAAAUUCAACAACAGGUCCCUGCUCCUAAGAGCCAGAAGUCUUUUGUUAGAAUUACUAAGAGCAAAAUUGUUGAGUCUAAGAAUAAUACAUCUGAUAAGCAGAUAGCCUUUUGUGAACCCCAAAGUGAUAAGGCCAAUUUGAAAUGGAAAACCAUAAUUGAUCCUCAG